GAAUGAAUGACGAAUGCCUGCGGCAUGGAUGCGGCUUAGUCGUCUUCUAGAAAUAUGCGGCUACUGGAACUCUCCGACAACAGCCAACAGCACGACACGACGCGUGACCUGACAAUGAUAAACUGACCGUAUUUUCGCGCGCUAUACCCUUCAAUCUCGGCCGUCUAGAAUCGAACCAAUCCCAAUGAUAGUUGCUUGCCCUUGUGAAAAUCGUCUUUCGCUGCAAUCUUCCAGAGAAGCGCAUUACUCGCAAGCAUGGGUAACAGCGGGAGCAAGGUCACAGCCCAGGAUAAGGCCAUACUCGACUUGAAAAAUCAACGCGACAAGCUGCAUCGGUACCAGAAGAAGAUUACGAUCCUGACGGACAAGGAGACGGAGAUAGCCAAGCGGAUGCUUGAGCAGGGCGAUAAGAAAAGAGCAUUGCUGGCGUUACGGCGCAAGAAAUACCAAGAGUCUCUGCUGGCAAAAACAGAUGCUCAACUAGACCAACUCGAGAAACUGGCAAACAGUGUCGAGUUUGCCCUGAUACAAAAGGAUGUCGUGUUCGGACUACAACAGGGAACGAAGGUCCUCGAGGAGAUACAUAAGGAGAUGGGAGGCAUAGAGCAUGUCGAGAAGUUGAUGGGCGAAACGGCAGAUGCUAUCGCAUAUCAAAAGGAAAUCAGCGAGAUGCUGGGCAACAGCAUGUCAAACCAAGACGAAGACGAGGUGGAAGACGAGCUAGCCGCCCUGGAGGCAGAGGUGAAUGGCGUCUCAGCAUUACCAAAUGCCCCGCAAACCAAUCUACCAAAGGUCAAGGACCCGGUUGCAGCCGAGUCUACAGCUGUGAAGCCAGAUGCCGAACGAGAAGCCAUACCGGCAUGAUAAGGGAUGGAGGGACUGGAACCGCCCGAGGACGCAACGAAGUCACGACGUUCAUGCCAUGCGAUUUUUUGGAUACAUUUUUUCCCCCUCAGACCUCACAGUAUUCACUAUUGAUAUCCCUCGCAUUUUGCGGAAGUCCUCAUACGUCUUGGCAAACUCUGCCGUGUCAAAGAAAACGCAAACAAGCGCCGCGAUAAAGAUGCCCACGGAACUGCAAGACCUUGCAUACGGAUGUGAGCUAGAUCUAGAUACCAUAUAUUGGAUCUAGGUUUCUAGCAGAACCACCAGCAGUCAAGUGCGAGAAAUGACUUUUUUUCCCCCGUUAUUUUUGUUUCAUUCCAGAUGCUGGUUGACCGAGGUUGAUUGACCUCAAGAAACUACCUAGUUCCAUUUCAUUUGGAACCCAGACUGGAGAUGGAAAUAAACGAGCUUCAGUAGAGCAAGUUCGGGUAUGCUGCAAAUGGAAGGUCACAUGCCGUCAGCGUUCGAGCGAGGACCCAAGUUCAGUUUUAGCCGAUGUAUAAGACUAAGAGUGCGUGAGCUCAGGUCAAGCAAGGCUUGCCAGGCAAAAAUUGAUUUAUCGAUAUUAUCUCAUAAAGAUGCGAUCGGGCUAGAGUGGGUUUGAAAUUAGAAAUUGGUUAACAAACAGACUUCAUGUGAUGGAAUCCAUCAAAUGUGCAACGUCUACGAAGUAAUUAUGUCUAAAGUUGAGGUACGUACAGUAUGCACAUUUUUAC
This is a messenger RNA of Pyricularia oryzae 70-15, 1601 nucleotides long. RefSeq names its product charged multivesicular body protein 6. Gene Ontology annotation, biological process: late endosome to vacuole transport via multivesicular body sorting pathway; vesicle budding from membrane. Gene Ontology annotation, cellular component: multivesicular body; ESCRT III complex. Bases 256 to 864 code for a protein of 202 amino acids. Lineage: Eukaryota; Fungi; Ascomycota; Sordariomycetes; Magnaporthales; Pyriculariaceae. The record is from RefSeq and is a predicted model, not a curated record. The transcript has 3 exons.